GCGUGUCUCCCGGGGUUCCGCCCCGCGCCUCGACCCAUCCUCCGGGUCCAGGGCUGAGGCAGCGGGACGGAAGUGAGCGGGUCCCGCCCCUUCCCGCCCUCGGUUUAGUCAGAGCGGUCGCCGCAGCCGCUGCCUGCUUCUGUCCGGCGAGCCGGAGUCUCCGUGCUGUACGUCGGUCCCCGGCCGCGCGGAGCCGGGAUGCACUGCUCCUGCUGUGGGUCCUCAUCAUGGAGACCAAACGGGUGGAGAUUCCCGGCGGCGUGCUGGACGAUCUCUGCAGCCGAUUUAUUUUGCAUAUUCCCAGCGAGGAAAGAGACAAUGCAAUCCGAGUGUGUUUUCAGAUUGAACUUGCCCAUUGGUUUUACUUGGAUUUCUACAUGCAGAACACACCAGGAUUACCUCAGUGUGGGAUAAGGGACUUUGCUAAAGCUGUCUUCAGUCAUUGCCCAUUUUUGCUGCCUCAAGGUGAAGAUGUGGAAAAAAUUUUGGAUGAAUGGAAGGAAUAUAAAAUGGGAGUACCAACAUAUGGUGCAAUUAUUCUUGAUGAGACACUUGAAAAUGUACUACUGGUUCAGGGGUACCUAGCAAAAUCAGGCUGGGGAUUUCCAAAAGGAAAAGUAAAUAAAGAAGAAGCUCCUCAUGAUUGUGCUGCUAGAGAGGUCUUUGAAGAAACUGGUUUUGAUAUCAAAGACUAUAUUUGUAAGGAUGAUUACAUUGAACUGCGAAUCAACGACCAACUUGCUCGUUUGUAUAUCAUUCCAGGAAUUCCAAAAGACACAAAAUUUAACCCAAAAACCAGAAGGGAAAUUCGGAACAUUGAAUGGUUCUCCAUUGAGAAAUUACCCUGUCACAGAAAUGAUAUGACCCCAAAAUCCAAACUUGGUUUGGCACCUAACAAAUUUUUUAUGGCCAUUCCCUUUAUCAGACCAUUAAAGGACUGGCUUUCUCGAAGGUUUGGGGAUUCCUCAGACAGUGACAAUGGAUUUUCCUCAACUGGUAGCACACCAGCUAAACCCACUGUGGAAAAAUUGAGUCGAACCAAAUUCCGCCACAGCCACCAGUUAUUUCCUGAAGGUUCUCCUGGAGACCAGUGGGUGAAGCACAGGCAGCCAGCGCAGCAAAAACCAUACAGUAACCAUUCUGAAGUAUCUGACUUUCUAAAAGCAAAGAAUCAGAAUAUGAGGGGAAAUGGCAGAAAACAGUACCAAGAUUCACCUGGCCAAAAGAAAAGAGCAAAUGGGAUUCACAGCCAGCCAGCGAAGCAGCAGAACCCGCUGACGAAAUGUGAAAAGAAACUGCAUCCACGAAAACUUCAGGAUAACUUUGAAGCAGAUGCUGUGUAUGACUUGACUUGCUCCAUUGAAGACCAGUUGCUAGAACACCCCGAGGAACAGUCUGUGGCAUGUAAUGGACACUGCAAGUUCCCCUUUUCGUCUAGAGCUUUUUUGAGUUUCAAGUUUGACCACAAUGCUAUCAUGAAAAUCCUGGACCUUUGAUGGCACAGAUGUACUGCAGAAGCCUGAAGAGCAGUGGCCUGUUGCAUUUGAGCGGGUGUCUCCUCAAGCCUUACCUUUCUCAGGUGUUUUAAAGAAAUGCAGGGAGGCAAUGCUUUUGAAAUCUUUUUUUCGUUUUCUUUUUUUUUUUUCCAGAAGAGAAAUGAGUUUGCACUGUAAAUGUAGUCACAACCCUUUAUCCAGUUUUACCUUUCAGUGUUUGGAACAAGUUUUAAGUUGCUUAUUUUUUUGAGGGCAUUUAUUCUGUGUGACUAUUGGUGUUACUUUGUGUUCUCAUCAAGAAAAUCACAUUUGAGUCAUCAGUAAGUAGCCAAGUUAAUGAGAAGGUUCAUUUAUCCAGUACAGUGAUUGCAAUAACAGUUUACUUACAUGAAAUUUCAAAAGGAAACUUAAAGAAUCCAAUUAGUAAAUGAACAUAAGCACUAAAACGUCACACACAUCAAGAUUGCAGCUCAUCUGUUUGGGUGGCAUUUUACUUAUUUCUUUGCAUCUAACUGCUGAGGCUCUGGUACUCUAGCUUGGAAUUUUGCUAAAAGGAUUUAUUUAGAGUCAGCAUCUGUAAUAUAUUCAUGUGGAAAAUGAACUCUUGGUACUUCGUAAACACAGAACCGGAAGCCUGAGAGGGAUCACGUUGCUCUGGAGUUGGUGCUGUAACUGAAUUGUGUUGCAUGCAGUCAGUGAACCUGUGAGUGCUGAAGCAGAGAGCACGAGGCAGGACUCAGCAGUUGCCGCAGGUCAUGUCUUCACCAUCUCGCCUCCAAUCCUUUGGUAUCGUACAAGGAUUUUGUUCUUGGGAAAGAUGUCUUACAUGCUCCACUUGUGUAAAUAUGUAUGAAAAACUGACUUACUGGCUUUACAUUGCAUAUUAGUGUUGAUCUAUAGAAAACGAUGUUCUAUUGGGUUCCAGUCUGCCGUAGUGGUAGAGAAUGCGAGUUCUUCCUGGCAGACUGAGGCCCCGGCUGAUGGAGUCAGAGGGGAGGGUAUGCACUUACCCACGUGCACGUAAAGCUUUUCUCUGGGGGCGGGGCUGGACCAGAAGGUGGAAGUGACACACACAGCUUAGUGCUGGGAAUGUAUUUUGCGCCUUCAGGAUUCUUAAGUCCAAAUAAAGAUGGCAGUGACCAUUUUAAGAAGGAUUUCAGUUAUAAUUAAGGACAAUCACCAGAGCUUUAAGGAAGCGUUACUUUUUUGGCUGCAUCUGACCUCAUUGAAGAUAUUUCUUGGGGGAGAGAAGGGGUGAAGUGUUUGAUGUAUGUGUGCAACUGUAUGUGAAUUUUAAAAACUGUUACACGUGGUAUCCACAAAAUGCAUCUGCUUAUAAAUGUUACUGUAGAAAUCUUUAUAUAGGUAGCCUGCUUAGCCCCAUGGGACUUCUAAAAGAAGGGCUAGUGUAAGGAAUUCACUUGGUAUUACUACUUUGCUUUAACUUUUAAGUGACUUGAUUUUAAAGGAGAAUUUUAUUUAUUAUUGAAAGUGUCACUCUUGGUGCUAAGUAGAAUUCAUAAUUUUAGCAGUGUGUUUAGAAUACAUUGUUCAUAACCCUGUAGCUUUUAUAUGGCUAAUCUGUGAAUCCUGUGACCUGUGCUUUUUAAUGCAUUACAUGAUUGCAUUUGAAAGUUUUUGUUCUUUUCAGAAAUACAGUUGCUUGGCUUGGGUCUCCCUGAGCCGUAUUUAUAGUUGGUCCCACCAUUCCAGAUUUCUGUUAAGUUGUUAAGGGAAUGAGAUCUUAGUUUACCUAGCAGAUGAAUCAUUUUUCCUUGUGUAUUGUUGUUGGAAACCAUUUGAUUUUUAGGAUUAUUUUUAAAGUGACUUUUUUUUUCUUUUAAAUGAGUACUUUUGGUCAGUCUUUUUGGUGCCUGUGGAGUUUUAGACUUUUCAGCUCCUAAUACUAAAAAGCAAAAGAGAUUAGUUAUCAGAAAGUAGUAUGGUUUCUAAUAUGGUUGAGCAUUUUCAAGAACCAACAAAUUAUCUUUUUAAUUACAAUAGUUAUUACUGUUGUGCUGCUUCAUUUAAUGCACUGUGGAACAAAAUAAAGUUAUGGUUGGGAUGCAGUUAUGAUAACUUUAGGCUUUUAACCGUCUUGACAGGUUGAAGUUAAACGUGUUAAGUGUGUAUGACGUGACUUAACUAUGCAGAAUAAAUGUUAAGUGGAUGUACCUGUUUUAUGUACAUCUGUUUUACUCUUUUUCAGUAUUCAGGUUAUAUUGAGACAGGCCAUGCUUAGCACAAGACUAGAUUGUCUUUAAAAUACUUUGGCAUGGUUUGAGGAAAUCAUAUGAUAAAGAAGUAUGCUGAAUAUGCAAUAAUUUGCUUCUGCUGAGUGCUGCAUUUUAAGAAUCUAGUUGAGAAGAGUAGUUACAGCUUCAUUAUUUUUAUGUUUGAGAGAAAUAGAUCUUUAAAUUUCUCAUUUUAAAUAUUCUCAUGUUCCAGCCAUAUAUGUUCCAAAGUGCAGUGCACUGUGAAUCUUGUUUUUUAAAAUUCUGUAGGUGCUUUUAUGUAUAACUAAUGAUUUAUAGGCUGUAAAUGAAUUGUUUUUGUAUUUAAUCAUUGUAAUCCAAACAACAAUGCGGUUUACAUGCUUUCUAUAAAAAAGAAAAAAGAAAGAAAAGACAAAAAAAUUUAAUCUAUUUCGAUGGUUUUAGGAUUUGAUGCCUUCCUGAGACAUGAGCAGUGAAGAGAUCUAAGAACAUAAUAGACAAAGGUGAUAUUUGAUUAAAGAUGUUAAAAAAUUAAGUUCAGGUUUUGUGAGUAUAUAAAUAUUUAUAUAAAGGAUAAAGCCUCCCAGUGCUCUGAGGGUUUUUGGUUAGUGCUUAUUGUUUUGAUCUUUGAAUAUCAUUAUUUUUGUAUUAAGUAUCAGUAAAUGGUACUUAUCAGAUAACAGAGAUACAUAAUGAUUUUAUGCUACAAGACUGGGUUGUACUUUUAAUGUCUGAAGACUUCAGUAUUUUGUAUUGUCAAAUAAAAAGAACACAAAUCUAAAUGAAUGACAUCCUUCCACUGUAGGAUUUAAAUUCCUUUAUAAAACUCAACAUUCUGUGUUCUCUAGGAAAGUUAAAGUCUGAAUGCACAUGCGAUUAGGGUCAGUUUCAUUUCCUAUUCCCUUACUGCUGCCACUGGCCUCUGUUACCAACAUUUACAAUACUUACAGUAAGGAGAGCAAAGUUAUUUAUAAACAUUAGUCCUUGCCAAGUUGUGUUUGCUAGUGUGAUGCCUCUUGGCCUUUAAUUUUUUCUUGGCCCAGUGAACCUCCUCGCUCAGAGCCUUUGUCUUGGUUGACGUUCACUGUGUCUUUAGAGUCUCUGAGGUCUCUGAGGCAGUAUUUCCUUUGUAUAUUACAAUCAUAGUUAUGCUAAUUAACACUUAGUCUUUGUGAUUUUGACUUUGUCUUCCAGCCUGGGGAGGGAUCUCAAAUGUAUUAUUGUAACUUUAAAUUGGUGAUAAGAAAAACAAAUCGUUAUUUUUCUGAAAGUCUCCUUUUCCUUUUAUAUACCUGUCUGUGGAGCAACAUUAGUAAAACUGCAGUUGUGAUAAACCUUAUUCCUGACAGCUUAGUGAAGUGUGGGUAGAAUUUCUCAUUUAUUAUGUCCUAAGAUUUUCAAAGUGCAUUAAUAUUGUUGCCAAAAAUUCUGAAAAUAAGCUUAUGAUGGGCCUUUAAGCAUCUUUUUGAGUGCCGAGGCCUAUACUUCUGGGCCCGAAGGCAGCAGGUUGCAGCUGGGCAGCACAAGCUUCAUCUCACACUUUGAAAGUUGUGUUCUGGAGUGAAGAUUCAGAAAAUCAUGAUGAAUUACUGUUUUUGAACAAAAGUGUCCUUCUGAAAAGAGAAGAUAGCUAUUGAGCAAAGAGUAUAAAGAGGAAUCUACAAUAUACAUCAAUACUUGAGCUGUAUGAUGCACCUGAUAGAAAUGUGAUCAUUGCCUAGUAUAUAUGGUCAUUGCCAAAUACUUCCAAGCCCUUAAUGAAGUGACUGUUUUUCUGGGUAUGAUUGCCAAGCAAUCCAGUGCAUCAGAAGUCAUCUUUCCCGCUUUGAAGACCAACAUUUGGGAGCCUGGUUUUCUGUACUGACAGCCACAGAACUAACUCCAGCCUCUCUGAAGUGCCCAGGGAAGACACAGCCAGCUGCCACACAUUUGUUUUGAGUGGUGACUCACUUAUCAGUUAUUUUCUUUGUGACAGAUUGCAUUUAUUAUUCAAAUAGCAGUCAGUAGCUGUGGAAGAGUAAACCUGUUGUAAAGGAGAGUGGACUUACUGUGCCUGCUCCCACAUAAAGUACAAGGAAAUGGAGUUUACUCUAGGUCCCCAGAUUAAUGAAAUCACCAGUAACCAGAUUUUGUUUACCUCAGGUCUUCUGUGAUUAGCAGAAGAAAUGGCCUAUUUUAGCAGCUUGAAAGCACAAUCUUAAAAAACAACAAAAAUCUAAUCUUCAUAAGAUGUUGCAUUAACUGAGCGAUGUUACUAAGGGUGCUCAGAGAAAAAAGAUUGCAGAAAUCAGUUGUGGGCUGUGUAUGACCCUUGUCUGCUUGGCGUACUUCACUAGGAGAGUCAAGGCCCUAAAUAUGUAUUUAGGAGGCACAUAGCUUUGUUUCAUUUUGUUUUGUUUUAAAUGACCAGUGUUUUGAGUACCACAUUUAAAGGCUUCUUAAUCCUUUUUUAUUUUUUCUGGCCAGAAAGAAGCUAUUAAGUCCUGGAGGUUUUUUGUAGUUUUGUUUUGGGUUUCCUGAUGAUUUGUCCCUUUUGGGAACACUUGGUUUUUUUUUUUUUUUUGUUUUGUUUUGUUUUUUGUUUUUUGUUUUUUGCAAGAGUUUGCAAGCAGUGAGUUGCCUUAUUUUGACCCUUGGGCCACAAACAGGAGGCUUGUGAAUACCUGUGUUCUCUCAAUGCCUGUAGCUGGCAAAUUGAUUUGUAAAGAGAGAGAAAACUGUGUGGUUUUAGAGUAAAAUGGACAGUAUUUGCUGGUCUUUGAGGGAUCUUCUUAGGAUAGUGGACUUUUUGAGGUAGAAGGUAACAUUUUCAUCUACUUUGUGUGUGUGUGGGGGGGGUGUGUGUGCCAGGGAUUGAACUCAUGCCCUCAAGCUUGCCAGGUCGGUGCUUACAUCGCUGAACCAAAUCCCUGGCCCCAAUUCCAUUUACUUUUAAUUUAGUGAAUUCAGAGUUCGACUGUAGAGCUACAGACUGGGAAAAUAAUUGGCACACAAUUCUAUAUUUGGUUAGGAAAUUAACACAUGCCUUUGUGAUAUUUAGGAAUAAAUUAUGAAUGGCAGCAAAUGAAAGCAAAGAUGCUCAACUGAAUGAAAUUUAGAAAAGUAGUGACUAUUCCUCAGCAGUUUGGUGUGAGAUUCGGUGCUGCUUUUGGAACUUGACCAGCAGUGGACUUAGGCUCUCAUGCACUGGUAUGCUGUGCAUUGACAGAAAAGCACGGAAGGCACGUCUGUGAGAACUUGAGCACUUCACUACUGUCCUAGGGCAGGCACUGCUGUCUCUGUGUUCACUUUAGGUUUGUGUUUGGAUGUUGUACAAGUAACUAUGAAAUGUUAAAAAUGCAAAUGUCUAAAACUUUAAUUUUCCUUUUUACUUAAAGUUAGGGCAGAAAAUGGCUAAUCUCAUUUCCACUUAUAAUAUUACUUUUUCUUCAGUAACAAAAGGACAAUGAACCGUGAACUGUUGAGAUUUACAUGUAUAUUUUAUAUUUUUAACUGUUUGCUUAUUAAAACUAUUGUACUUUUAAAAUAAACAUCUUUGUUAAAUAUUGACUCAUCCUAGAUCUGUGUGCAAUUCAGACUUCAUUUUGUUUGUUGCUUUAAAGAAAGCUUCAAAAGCAUCUUAUUUCAGAGUGAUUAAUCAAAUAAAAGUAUACAUGUAUUAGCUAGCUUCAGUGAAAUGUCUCUUAAAAAUUGUAUUUCAUCUAACCAAAAUAGGGCAUAGUUUAGUUUGAGUAGGAAAAAAAGUAAUUGGUCUUUUAAAUACUGUGAUACUGUGCCUAUUUCUAAAAGAUCUGAAGUGGCUUUUACACUGUGAAAAUUAAUCUUUAUGGAAGUAGUCACAAAUAAUUGGGGAGUAAGUUUUAGUCUGAAAAGUAGAUAUUUAUGCUGGGUCGUGUUAAGUGAGUUAAUUUCUGUAAGGUACAACAGCUGACGGUAAAAAAUAGAUGAAAAGGUUUUGCUAAAUAUUUGAAAAAUGAAACAAUUGACUGAGAAAGAAGGAACUUCAGAGUGAAUGUGAUAUUUUGAUAAUUUAUAAGCUUUAUUUCUCCAGUUAUUAUUUUUCUUAUGUAACAUCACCUAACAUUUAAAUUUUGCUUAUAUACUAUAGAAGUGUUUUAUUACUUUACCUUGAAAGACAUUCUAAUACCUGGAGAAAGACCAUAUAAGUAAAACCCCUUUAAGUGAUUUGGUCUGCAGUUGUAAUAAAGUUCUUGCUGCUGCUUUUAGUUGUCAAGCAGAGCUAAAAACGAACCCCAGAAUACCCAUUGAGUUCACCUUGUGGUUACCAGAAUUAAAGACUUUAGGACAGAUUUGUUUCUGGGUUUAUUAUUUAGUGGUUCAACAAUAGCUUUGUCUUUUUCCCUCAGUAUUAAUAAAAGGAGGUGAGGGCUGACUGUAAUGUACUUGGGUAUAACAUAAAUAAAAGAUUUCUAGUGACUCAUGUUUGUGAAUUAAAGUUACGUUUAAAUGUUUGCAGGAGCACGACACUUCCAAAGACCUGGAGAUUGUUCACUGAAAAGAUGAAUAAAGUUCCAUUUCUUAACAGUUUUUGUGCUCUAAACUUUUGUUCUGUAAGCUUUUUGAUGUAAAUAAUUUCAGAUUAGAAACUAAAAACCUCUUCUUAAAAAAUAGAAUUAUGAAAAGUUGCUCAAAUAUUGGCUUUUUGUAAAAACCUUAUUGUGUUAAAGUUAGGCUAUUUGUAAUGCAAUACCAAUAAAACUGGCUGCUUGGGUAGUUAUAA
Molecule: messenger RNA, 8453 nt
Organism: Cavia porcellus (domestic guinea pig)
Lineage: Eukaryota; Metazoa; Chordata; Mammalia; Rodentia; Caviidae
Gene: Dcp2
Product: decapping mRNA 2
Exons: 11
Coding region: 228-1496 (422 amino acids)
Biological process (GO): nuclear-transcribed mRNA catabolic process, nonsense-mediated decay; deadenylation-dependent decapping of nuclear-transcribed mRNA
Cellular component (GO): P-body; cytoplasm
Molecular function (GO): 5'-(N(7)-methylguanosine 5'-triphospho)-[mRNA] hydrolase activity; RNA binding; manganese ion binding
Source: RefSeq, a predicted model, not a curated record